CCCUGUCCCUGCUGCAUUAUCUCCACACUGGAGACUCUCGAGAUCAUGGGAUACGCCAGGUCCUUCCGCUCCGGGAGCUGAGGCCGGGGACUCCACUGCACGUGGACGACGAACCCAUUCCCCGUGGGGUCGGUCAAGGAGCUUGUGGGGUUGCAGAGUUGCAGACCAAUCUUGAUCUUGACACAGUCACACAGCUCAUAACAUCAUAAAGGGCCAGCUUCCCCUUACGUCCCGUGGUUCAUGAGAUCGCCAUCGAUCAGACACCUGUCACACUCUCUUGUCGACUCAAGCUGUCAUCUCCCCUGGCUCCGUCGCAAUGGGUCUUCGUAACAGGAACGAAAAGAAGGGGGCCGCCGCCGUGGUUGGCCAUGAGCUCGCUGCAGUCCUCCCCAAUGAUUCUCGCCCGUGGUAUCGUACGCCGCAUCUCAUCAAGCUCAACCUCCUCCUGCUCGUCCCCCUCGUCUCCUCCGGUGCGAUUGGCUACGAUGGAUCGAUGAUGAACGGCCUCCAGACUCUCCCACAGUGGCAAACAUACUUCGGUCACCCCGAGGGCGCUCUUCUCGGUGCCAUGAACUCGGUCUACCCUGCCGGAAAGGUCGUUGCCCUCUUCCUGGUUACCUAUCUCUGCGAUCGAAUCGGACGAAAGCCGACUAUUGCGAUUGGCUCAAUUGCCUGUGUCGCAUUCGCCAUCAUGCAAGGACUGGCAAGGAACAUCAACAUGUUUAUCGCUACCAGAGCAGUUCUUGGCUUUUUCACCAGUUUCCUCGCUCAGCCUAGCCCUAUCCUCAUCACAGAGCUUGCAUACCCCACACACCGCGGCAAGCUGACGGCUUUGUACGCCACAUCCUUUUACCUGGGAUCUAUUAUUGCUGCCUGGUGCACUUACGGUACCUUCAAGCUCGACACAGACUGGAGCUGGAGAAUCCCAUCCAUGCUGCAAGGCCUCCUCCCCGCCCUCCAACUUCUCGCCAUUUUCUUCCUCCCCGAAUCGCCCCGAUGGCUCGUCGCACACGGCCGCCGAGCCGAGGCCCGCAAGAUCCUUGUGAAAUACCAUGCUGGAGGAGACGAGAACUCGGCCCUGGUGAACUUUGAGAUGGCGGAAAUCGAGGGCGCCCUUACGCACGAGGCCGAUGCCAUGUCCCAAAACUCUUGGCUCGAAUUGGUUCGCACGCCCGCAAACCGGAAGCGUACACUUAUCGCUGUCAUCGUGGGAUGGUUUGCCCAGUGGAAUGGAAUCUCUAUUGUCUCAUACUACCUAUUCCUUGUCCUCAACACGGUUGGCAUCACCGAAGGCAAAGAUCAAACGCUCAUCAACGGAUUGCUCCAAGUGUCCAACUGGAUCGCUGCCGUAUUUGUUGGAGCGAUGAUGGUUGACCGGCUUGGUCGCCGAACGCUUUUCCUGGCCUCAACGGGUGGCAUGAUGAUCAGCUAUAUUAUUUGGACGGCUCUCACUGCGCACUUCAUCGAUACGCACGACCAGACAACUGGAAAGGUUGUUGUUGCAUUCAUCUUCAUCACGUUUUUCUUCUACGCCAUCGCCUGGGCGCCGCUGCUGCAGGCGUACAUUGUCGAGAUUUACCCGUACACGCUCCGAAGCCGUGGUGUGUCCGUCAUGUACAUCACCACAUUCACAGGAUUGGUUGUUGGAAACCAAGUCAACCCCAUUGCGAUGAAAGCGAUUGGAUGGAAGUACUACAUACUCUUCUGCUGCAUCCUUGGCUGUCUUCUUUUCGUCAUCUGGUUCCUUUUCCCCGAAACCAAGGGCCACACCCUAGAGGAGAUCCAAGAGGUCUUCGAGGACAGCUCCUUCCGUGCCUAUGGAAACAGCAAGCUUGCGGAUAUUGAGGGAGGAGAUGUGGAUGAGAAGAACAGAAAGAAGGGUGGAAACGUGGACCAGGUCGAGGAUGCUUAGGUGUGCGUCAUGUAUAACAUGAAUUGCCACCGUAUGCCGAUACUCGAGGGCCUAUGACGCAUCUAUGUUGGCU
This is a messenger RNA of Ilyonectria robusta, 1985 nucleotides long. Its product is annotated as general substrate transporter. Gene Ontology annotation, biological process: transmembrane transport; carbohydrate transport. The record is from RefSeq and is a predicted model, not a curated record. Gene Ontology annotation, cellular component: membrane. The transcript is spliced from 5 exons. Bases 317 to 1912 code for a protein of 531 amino acids. Lineage: Eukaryota; Fungi; Ascomycota; Sordariomycetes; Hypocreales; Nectriaceae. Gene Ontology annotation, molecular function: carbohydrate:proton symporter activity.